This is a messenger RNA of Anarrhichthys ocellatus (wolf-eel), 857 nucleotides long. RefSeq names its product TIMELESS-interacting protein-like. The record is from RefSeq and is a predicted model, not a curated record. NCBI's taxonomy places the organism in Eukaryota, Metazoa, Chordata, Actinopteri, Perciformes, Anarhichadidae. The transcript is spliced from 2 exons. The annotation marks the transcript as partial.
GUGAAGAAGAAGAAGCAGCUCCUGAAUCUCACGUUUUUGGGGAUCCGGAUCCGUUCAACAGCUCGUGCUUUAACGACCUGCCGGCUCCGCUCCGGUCCACUCCAGCUCCGGUCCACUCCACUCCGGCUGCUCCGGCUCCCCCUCCGGCUCCCUCCCUGACGGAGGAGCAGCGUAGACGCAUGGAGCUGAACCGACAGCGAGCCCUGGAGAGGAGGCUGGCCCGCCAGCAGCCAAUGGAUCCUUCAGACUCUCAGACCGUCGACUCGUCAGCAGAUGAACCGACAAACGUCCUCAACAAUUCUGAAGACCGGGAUGAGGAGGUGGAGGCUUUAGAGGCGGAGCCAGCCAGCAGCACACAACAACAAGAACCCCGUCAGCUUCCACACACAGACUCUGAGCCUCCUGCUGAAUCGCCUCACAGUGAGAGAGAAGAAGAACCCGGUCUCUGUGAGGUCCAAGAACCCGGUAACGUGUGAGGACGGAGAUUAACGCUCUUGAGAUUGAAAGACAGAAUUUAUUUUUGUUUUGGCAACGAAUUUUAUUUAUGCAUAAAUUAUGUUCUUGUAAUGUGCAACUUUGUUCAAAUUCUGAAUUCCUGUUUCCAUCUGAAAUACUUAAACACACAUACAUACACCGUUUUAUUGUCGCGUCAGCAGCUUUAAAUGAAAUAUUUCUUCAGAUUUUAUUAGCCGGAUGUAGUUUGUAAUAAAUGUCGGUGUUACUUGUACAUAAUAUCUUUGUUGUUCACGUCAUAAUCAGUGCAGCACGACACGUUCUCAUUUGUGUUAUUGAUCAAUCGAGGCUUAGUUUCCAUCUUUGGUUUUUUUAAUGCCAAACAAUAAACAUUAUGAAGAAAA